ACGAAAUGGUUAUUAAAAGUGAAGAUUUCUCCGUUAAGUUAAUAAGGAGUGAAGUCGUGACACCAAAACAACCAUGGCAUAAUGAUCACUGGCUACCAUUUACCAACCUAGACUUGCUGGUGCCACCAAUAGAUGUGGGUUCUUUCUUUUGUUACAAAAAAUCAAAUGAUCAGCCAACGGACUAUGCCACCGCCAUGGUUGAUGCCAUCAAGAUUUCAUUAUCUCAAGCACUAUCCGUGUUCUAUCCGCUUGCCGGAGAGAUUGUUUACAACACCGCUGGUGAGCCCGAGAUUCAUUGCAACAACAAAGGUAUCGAGUUUAUCGAAGCUGUAGCUAGCGCUGAGCUCCGAGAACUUAACUUUUACAAUCCUGAUGAGAGCAUUGAGGGGAAGCUAAUGCCCAAGAGGCACCAUGGGGUGCUUGCUAUUCAGGUUACUAUGUUAAAAUGCGGUGGGGUGGUGAUAGCAAGCAUGUUUGAUCACCGAGUAGCAGAUGGUUAUUCAGCCAACAUGUUCAUCUCGUCGUGGGCUGAUAUGACUCGAUCUCAACAACCAACUCUGUUGCCCUCCUUUCGACGUUCCAUACUCAAUGCUAGGCGCCCGACCACCUACUCAGCUUCAGUCACCAAUGUGUUUCUUCCCAUAUCUGAUAUCCCAUCACUCACUACAAUUGAUCCUCAAAAUGAACUUGUUGUAGACCAAACCGCAUUUACUAGUAGAACAUACUACAUAGAGGGUGACCAACUUAAGAGACUCCAAACAUUGGCUAGCGAAAAUGGAUGCCGAAGAUCUAAACUUGAGUCGUUUACCUCCUUUUUAUGGAAGAUUAGUGCUUCGUUUAUAGAGGAUUCGGGCUAUCUUGAACAUUUGUGCUACGUUGCGGUUGCAGUGGAUGGAAGGAGAAGGUUAAGUGAUGGAGAAGGAGUUGAGAAAGAAAAUCUAAUGAAUGCACAUUUUGGUAAUGUUUUAUCCAUCCCGUUUGGAGGGAUCCAGUCAAAGGAUCUAAUUGACAUGACAUUGAGUUCAGCCGCGAACAAGGUUCAUGAGUUUUUGAAGUGUGCAGCUACCAAGGAACACUUCAUGGAUUUGAUAGAUUGGGUUGAGGAUCAAAGGCCAAAACCAUUGAUAUCUAGAUCAUUUGCCGGAAUUGAGAAGGCAUUCUCUAUGAUGGUGUCAUCAGGACAAAGGUUUUCAAUUAUGGACAAGAUGGAUUUCGGGUGGGGGAAACUGGUUUUCGGAUCAUGUCAUGUGCCAAUGGCCAGAACAGAUUGUUAUGUCAUGACCAUGGCGAGUCCGGUCAACGAAAAUGAUUGGGUUGUGUAUAUGCAUUUGCCCAGGAAGCAUUUGAACUACAUAGAGGCUCAUGCAAGUCAUUUGUUUAAACCUUUGACUGCUGAUUACCUUAAAAUUUAA
Messenger RNA from Erigeron canadensis, 1412 nucleotides. Its product is annotated as coniferyl alcohol acyltransferase-like. The coding region runs from base 6 to 1412 and encodes 468 amino acids. The record is from RefSeq and is a predicted model, not a curated record. The transcript is spliced from 3 exons. Gene Ontology annotation, molecular function: acyltransferase activity, transferring groups other than amino-acyl groups. Lineage: Eukaryota; Viridiplantae; Streptophyta; Magnoliopsida; Asterales; Asteraceae.